CGGCAGCGGCCGGCGUCGGGGGGGCGGGGCGCGGAGGGCGGAGUCGGAAGUGACGCCAGAAGCGAGGGGCGGAGACCCAAGAUGGCGGCGGUGGUGCUGGCGGCGACGCGGCUGCUGCGGGGCUCGCGCGCCUGGGGCCGCUCGCGGCUGCGGUUUGGGGCCCCUGGGUACAGACAGUUCAGCAGUGGGGGCGCCUACCCCAACAUCCCGCUCUCUGCCCCCUUGCCCGGGGUGCCCACGCCCGUUUUUGCCACCGUCGACAGCCAGGAGAAGUUUGAGACCAAAGUCACCACGCUGGAGAACGGGCUGCGCGUGGCCUCCCAGAACAAGUUCGGGCAGUUCUGCACGGUGGGAAUUCUUAUUAACUCAGGAUCAAGAUAUGAAGCAAAAUACCUGAGUGGAAUCGCUCACUUCUUGGAAAAGUUGGCCUUUUCGUCCACAGCCCGCUUCGACAGCAAGGACGGCAUCCUGCACACCCUGGAGAGGCACGGCGGCAUCUGCGACUGCCAGGCGUCCAGGGACACCACCAUGUACGCGGUGUCCGCCGACUCCAAAGGCCUGGACACGGUGGUGGGCUUGCUGGCUGAAGUGGUCCUGCACCCCCGGCUCACAGAGGAGGAGAUAGAGAUGGCGCGGCUGGCUGUCCAGUUUGAGCUGGAGGACCUCAACAUGCGGCCGGACCCGGAGCCUCUCCUCACCGAGAUGAUCCACGAGGCCGCUUACAGGGAGAACACGGUCGGCCUCCACCGCUUCUGCCCCCCGGAGAACAUCGCGAAGAUGGACCGGGCCGUGCUGCACUCCUACCUGCGGAACUACUACACUCCGGACCGCAUGGUGCUGGCAGGCGUGGGCAUCGAGCACGAGCACCUGGUGGAGUGCGCCCGCAAGUACCUCCUGGGCGCCCGGCCGGCCUGGGGGAGCGGGGCCGCCGUGGACGUGGACCGCUCCGUCGCGCAGUACACCGGGGGCGUUGUCAAGCUGGAGAGAGACAUGUCCAAGGUCAGCCUGGGCCCCGCCCCGUUCCCCGAGCUCACGCACAUCAUGAUUGGGCUGGAGAGCUGCUCCUUCCUGGAGGCCGACUUCAUCCCUUUCGCCGUGCUCAACAUGAUGAUGGGCGGUGGAGGCUCCUUCUCGGCCGGCGGGCCCGGCAAGGGCAUGUUCACGCGGCUCUACCUCAACGUGCUCAACCGGCACCACUGGAUGUACAACGCCACCGCCUACCACCACAGCUAUGAGGACACGGGGCUCCUGUGCAUCCACGCCAGCGCCGACCCCAGACAGGUUAGAGAAAUGGUGGAGAUCAUCACCAAGGAGUUCAUUUUAAUGGGCGGGACCGUGGAUGUGGUGGAGCUGGAGCGGGCCAAGACGCAGCUCAUGUCCAUGCUCAUGAUGAACCUGGAGGCCCGGCCCGUGAUCUUCGAGGACGUGGGCAGGCAGGUGCUGGCCACCCGCUCCAGGAAGCUGCCCCACGAGCUGUGCGCGCUCAUCCGCGACGUGAGGCCGGAGGACAUCAAGCGCGUGGCUUCCAAGAUGCUGCGCGGGAAGCCGGCCGUGGCCGCCCUGGGGGACCUGAGUGACCUGCCCAGCUACGAGCACAUCCAGGCGGCGCUGACCAGCAGAGACGGGCGCCUGCCCCGCACCUACCGGCUCUUCCGGUAGAGGCUGCUCGACCCGUUUCUCCGGAGCUGAACUUGGCGCAGGAACUCCGAGCGCUGCAAACCCAGGGCUCUGCUCCGCACUGAACCGCACGCCGACGCGGCCGAGCUCGGCGCCCUCGGCACUGCGUGUGCCGUCGCGGACCACACGGCCCCGCUUCCUCGCAAGUGCCAGGGCCCGGCCCGGGCAGGCUGCCUCCGCCUGGGCCGUCUGCGACGUGAUCAGGUGCGCUGUCGUCCUCACCGUGGCUGGGACCGGCUUUAGAGGUGCAGGCCGGGCAGUGCCAGCCCCUCCCCCGCGUGCCCUUCCAUCGGAAGGGGGUUCUGAUGCCAGGUGCCCGCGCGGGGGGGGAGGGGCCUUCUUGGGAUUGGUCGGCGGUUGCGUUUUAGGUGGGAGACGAGCUGUAGUUCAGGGGGGAAAGGUCACACUCUGUGACCGUAGAGUGUGCUUCCGAGACUCCAGCGCCCAUAGAAGCCCAGGUUCCACGGGAAGCCCGGUCCCCCCGGGUAGCUCUGGGCCACCGCAGUGUAGAGGGCAGCCCCUGGCACGGCCAUCGGGCACUGGAGGAACCAAAUAAACGUGUACGUGUUA
Pipistrellus kuhlii (Kuhl's pipistrelle) is the source of this 2247-nucleotide messenger RNA. It is a transcript of the gene PMPCA, whose product is annotated as peptidase, mitochondrial processing subunit alpha. Gene Ontology annotation, cellular component: mitochondrion. NCBI's taxonomy places the organism in Eukaryota, Metazoa, Chordata, Mammalia, Chiroptera, Vespertilionidae. The coding region runs from base 82 to 1659 and encodes 525 amino acids. The record is from RefSeq and is a predicted model, not a curated record. Gene Ontology annotation, molecular function: metal ion binding; metalloendopeptidase activity. The transcript is spliced from 13 exons.